AUGAGCGAGAGAGGAGAGCGCAGAGCCAGUGGGCGGGAAUCCCGCUCUGCCUCCAGAAGCGGAAGUGCGCAGAGCUCUGACAAAUCUGCGGCUUCUAGCCAUGCCGAGUCUCCUUUCAAGGAAAAUUCGAGACAUUCUGAAGCAAAGUCACGGUCCAGGUCCGGAUUCAGAUCCGACGGCUCGCGCACCCGUUCCCGCACCCGUUCCCGCUCCCGCUCCCGCACCCGCUCCCGCUCCCGCACCCGCUCCCGCACCCGCUCCAGUGCUUGCCGACAGACCCAGAGCAGGUCUUACAGUCAAGAUUGUCAUGGUUAUCGAAGAUACUAUAACUACAGUCGUUCUCCUCUGACUCCCUGCAGACACCCUAUGGGGAGUCCCAACUCUUGUCUCGGUGUAUUUGGUUUGAGCCUGUACACUACGGAAAGGGAUCUAAAAGAUGUAUUCACCAAAUAUGGCCCAAUUUCUGAUAUCUUCAUUAUUUAUGAUAAGCACACCAGGUGCUCCAGGGGGUUUGCUUUUGUGUAUUUUGAAAAUGUGAAUGAUGCCAGGGAAGCUAAACAGAAUGCUGAUGGGAUGGAGCUUGAUGGGCGAAAGAUUAGAGUGGAUUUUUCUGUAACAAGAAGACGCCCCAGUCCCACACCUAGAAUCUACAUGGGAAGACCUGCUUAUAUCAGAGGUGGUCGUGAAUAUGGUAACUGGGACUAUUAUGGUAGAUCCAGUAGAGGAGGAGUUGGAGUAGCAGCAGCCAGAAGCAGAAGAGGAUGGAGAGGUGGCCAAGAUACGAAUCAGAUUUUCCAAAGGCAAUUACCAUCUCCAUGUUACAGCCAAGGGAGAUACCGUUUCCAUUCCAGAUCUCGACCCUAUCGUCCUCAUCACUUUUAAAGCCUGAAGGUGGAGAAUUUGAUGGAGAAUUUCCAAAAGCUACCCUAUAAUUGUAAUGUGGGUUUUGUUUCUUUCUUCUUAUCUGCUCUUUCAAGAGUGAGCUAUGCCUAGUGAGUGAAGACUACUUUUGCUCGAGUUGAAAUGUUGUUUUCAUUAGGGGCGGCUAGCUGGUGCAGUGGA
This is a messenger RNA of Phascolarctos cinereus (koala), 1062 nucleotides long. NCBI's taxonomy places the organism in Eukaryota, Metazoa, Chordata, Mammalia, Diprotodontia, Phascolarctidae. The record is from RefSeq and is a predicted model, not a curated record.